UGCACACAGUCACGUAAAGAAUAAAUACUUAACCACUUUAAAAAUAUAAAUAAACACAACAACUGUGGCGUGCCUAUUUGCCAACGCCGCGAGAGAUAACGUAGAUAUCCAUCCAACAGAUACACUUUGUAAGCGCCUAACGUUCUGUAAAAAAACGAUAAGAAAUUCUUAUUCUUGCAUACACCACACGAUACAUAUGUAAUAAUGUAAAUAAAACGUGAUUUGCUGGUAAAUACGAAAGAGUGCUGUGUUUAAUGGCAAUAAACUCCAGCAGCAAGCUAUUAUAAUACAUACAUACUCGUAGUGCACUGCUUGUGUGGCAAGCGCGCGUGUGUUAAUUUUGAUAUCUAUUAUUGUGAAUGUGCACCCAAGUAUAAGUUAAAAAGAAAAAAGAAAAAAACAAAUAAAAAUUGUCAUUAGUUUAUCUUGCAACGGCGCGUUGCACAAUCAAUCGCGCCACCGCAAUCACAACCAUAAUCGCAAUUGAAAUCGUAAUCCCAAUUGCCACCUACACACAUACACACAUUCGGUUACUUUGAAUUGUAAAUUUUUUUAACUGGAAAUAAAUAAUUACCGCUAGAACGCUGACAAUUUUCAAUUAUGCUCGCCAUUAAGGAGUGUUUAAUACGCGAAGGUGUUCUGAAUUUGACGUCAACUGCCAACCAUGGCACCAUUGACGGUAGUCGCCUUCCAGCUGAUGCAACGAAUGGUGGCGUUGGUGAUGGUGGUGCGGAAGGCGAUGGUGCGGCUGCAGCUGCAGCUGGGGCGGCAGGUGUUAACAACACAAGCGUUUAUCGCAACAAGUACAACAACAACGGCAUUGCCAACAGCAAUAGCAACAGCAACAGCAACAUCAAUAAUUUGCGCGCCAUUAGCGCGAAUUACACUUACAGUAAUAAUAAUCGUAAUAAUCGCAAUUAUGCAGCUGCACCACCACCACAACGACCAUUGGCACUCGAUUCCGACUCCCAGUUGGCCAAGUUGAGAGAUCAAAAAUCCGUCGACACUACACAUAGUCAUAAUAUUAAUACCAAUAACGAGAACGUAUCCUCAAAUUGUAGUCUAUCCUCCGCAUCAGCCACUGCCAAAUCGAGCUGCCAGCAAACUUCGAUAUACGAUAAAUCAAAACAUCUACAACAACAACGAGUAUCGUCUAAACAACAAUCACAACAACAAACUGGAACUAAAACCCACACACGUUAUCAGGGUGUACAUCCCCAUUUUCAUCACCACACCACACCCGCCUACUAUACUGAUGUCAAUCUACACAUUCACACCCCAAAGGCUAAUGAUGUUGCCGCCUUAAAUGAGAAUUACCAAAGUGUCUAUAGUACACCAUCACAAUUGGUCAAUGAGCAUUACUUUCCGAAGACCAGCACCGCUACAGUAGUGCCACCCCCAAUUGGGACAGGUACAGCAUCUAUUGGCAGAGCCAAUACUACAUCGCCCACAUCAGUUGCUAAGCGGGAUCGUGAACGCAUUUUCUCGCCGGAUAGCGCGAUCAGCAGCCAAACCAAAAGCAGUAACGCAUCUGUUGCACGUGCAGCUUUUUUUCGUGGCGGCUCUGCGGGCAGCAGCGUCAACAGUGGCGAAAGAAGAAACUGCGAAACUUCUGUAAAGUCGUCGCCAGUAUUUGGGCGCCCUGCAAAGAAAGGUGAAUUUAACGAUAACGAACAAUCAUACACACCAUACGAUACGAUCAGUGGUAGUACUAGUUUUGUUGUUGAUACACAAAGUAGUGAAUGUAGUAAAAGUAAUAAUGAUAAUAAUAAUCAAUUAGACAACACGAUAGAUACAUAUAAAACACAACACAAUAGCAACAAUAACAUACCCAUAACGUCCCCCACAUCGGCAGGCAAUACAUCGGCGUCGGCAUCGGCAUCAGCAUCAGCAUCCGCCUCGGCUUCUGCUUCGGCUUCCGGUCGCAGUCGUCACACAAAUCGCUUCGCUGGUAAAAAACGCGCAGUGCGCGUGCGCAGCGAGAGUCGACCGAUCAGCGCGCUCUAUGACAUAAUAUGCAAGGAGAAGGGGCUGGAUAUUGGUACGAGCACAACCAACGACGAGGACUCAUCAUCGCCACCAUCAAACGACGACGAAAGUCGAAGCGCUCACAACAAGCGCAGCAAUAGCAGUAAAGAACAUAGCCGCCAACGCAGCAUCAGUAGAAAUAGUAAUAGAAAAAAUAGUAACGAUUUUACAGAGAUCUCAAAUUGUCUGACUGCUUUCGUCGCGAAUUCAUUGUCCAGCAACUUGGGUGGACACAAUAUGGAGAAUGAAGCGAAAGUUGUUUCAGUGACUGGUGACCCAACAAAAGCACCGUAUGACCGCUCGAAACGCGCGCACAAGUCACGUACACCGAACAGUCAAAAGUCCGGCUCCAAGAAGCGCAAGGACUUGGGUAAAACCAAAGCCGCAGCCGCAGCCGUAGCCACAGCGGUCACUGCUAUCAUGCGCAGUGCAAGCGAUGAGGAGGAGCUAAACGGCGACACCAGCGAAGAUUCAAACGAGCGACGCGCACACGAUGUACUCUCGCCACGCUCAAAAUAUCGCGCAGACUAUAGCCGCACAAUGAAUGGCACAGAGAAGGCGUCCUCCCUACCGCCACGCCUACAUGGCACGGCGCGCAACGGCAAACAAGCGUCACAUCAACAGAAGUCAGCCUGUCAUGCCAAUGCCGCCGAUUCGAAUACAUAUCCGAUUAUGAAGAAGUGUCCAGUUCAUUGCGAAUCAUCUGAAUCAUCAAGCGCCGCUCAUCGUUCGGCUCAUUAUUAUCCACUCGAAUAUCAUCAAUCCACAUUGCCAUCACCACCACCACCACCACCAAACCUGUCAUCCGGCCCAUGUAGUAGUAUACGCUCGCCCAACAACGCCACCGCAACAGGCGAUGACGAUAGUCUCAUGGUAGUUAAUAGCCUCGGCUACUCCCCAGACAAGUUGUACUUUGAGCCUGUAAAUCUGAAUCUUAGCGGUAUUUCAUCCAGCACAGCUAGUGGUAAAAAUGCGAAUAGUAGUAGCAGUGGCGUAGUUGUUGAGCAAACGUCCAGCAAUAGUACGGCGCGAAGUCAGCAACAACGCUUUAGUCGCGCUCAGCAGCGACGACUGCGUGAAGAAAUGCGUCGUCAUACGGAUCUACCGCAACUGGACUCGCUCUCGCCGACCACGCUAAGUAGUCAAUUGGAGCAAGUGGAGAGAGCGCUAAGCGAAGAUGAAGGUGUUGCGGGCAUCAAGCAGCUCAAGAGUCGCGGAAACAAGGCGAGAAGAUUUAUAAAUCGCCCCAGCCGUACACCAUCACGUGGUCGCACCGGCAAUAGUGUCAACGGUUCACCGCAUCCAGUACGCCGCAACACACGACACAGUGAGAGUUCAUCGUCACCAUCAUCGCCAGUGCCCGCGCGUCGCUCGGCAACAAUCGCAAACGACCACUAUCUAAGUAGCCCAGUUGCGCCACCACCACCCACCACCACCAUAGUUCAAUCAAUAGCCGGUAUUACAAUCGAGGAUGUAGGAGGCUCUGCCUCGUCGGCCGAUCACAUUACACAUAUAAAAUUAUCAGCACUACAAAUAAUGACCAAUUCAGCGACGCCGGCUACUGAGCUCCGUCCGCCGGCAAAUGGCAGCGCCGCGCUGGACGAGGGCGAGGCGCAUCCCGCUGAGACCGAAAUGCAUGGCGAAAUGAAUGAGGAAGCCGGCACUGCCAAUAUUGGCGUCCAGGUGGCCAAUUCAGGUGAGUUGAAAGUGGUCGACUGUUUGCUGAUAUUUUUUUUUUCAUCCAUUUCUUUGAUUGCUGUCUUGUUUAGAGUGUGCAUUGUGUUUGUGUUUUUUUGUCUAAUUUUCUGUUUAAAUUUUUUUGCUGCUGCAUAUGUACAUACAUUUCUAUCUUAUUAUCUCACGGAUUUUCUGUUUUUGCAUCGUGUUAAAUUUUUCAUAAUUUUUAGUGCAUUUACGUUUUUCUGAGUCUUGGCAUGAGUUGCUUAAAAGUUUGAGUUAAUUGCAUUUUGUUGUUGACUUUAU
This is a messenger RNA of Rhagoletis pomonella (apple maggot), 4011 nucleotides long. Its product is annotated as myosin-G heavy chain-like. The record is from RefSeq and is a predicted model, not a curated record. NCBI's taxonomy places the organism in Eukaryota, Metazoa, Arthropoda, Insecta, Diptera, Tephritidae. The transcript is spliced from 3 exons. The coding region runs from base 601 to 3954 and encodes 1117 amino acids.